Biomphalaria glabrata is the source of this 5996-nucleotide messenger RNA. Its product is annotated as mitotic checkpoint serine/threonine-protein kinase BUB1-like. The transcript is spliced from 29 exons. Gene Ontology annotation, biological process: protein phosphorylation; meiotic sister chromatid cohesion, centromeric; mitotic spindle assembly checkpoint signaling. The record is from RefSeq and is a predicted model, not a curated record. Gene Ontology annotation, molecular function: ATP binding; protein kinase activity. NCBI's taxonomy places the organism in Eukaryota, Metazoa, Mollusca, Gastropoda, Planorbidae. The coding region runs from base 109 to 4791 and encodes 1560 amino acids.
UCUAAUGUCUUCUAUUGUUAUUCGAACAAAUCUAACAGCGGCAUAUUUAAUUUUUUUUUCAAGUCUUAGAUUCUUUACUUCUUUUUUGACUAUAUCUACCUAAAUAUAAUGGAACAAGAAGACCACGAAUGGGAGCUUAGUAAAGAAAACGUCCAGCCAUUAAAAGAAGGACGUUCUAUGUCCUUUCUUGCGGCUGCCCUGCACUCGGAUCAAGAGGAACAUACAUUGAAAAAUCAACAAAAUGAAUUUGAAGUAGAAUUACGAACGUAUAGUGGUGAUGAUCCAUUUGAUGUCUGGGACAGAUAUAUCAAAUGGACUGAACAAAAUUUCCCAAAGGGUGGCCAUGAUGGACAACAGAUUACAUUGAUAGAGAGAUGCCUUCGAGAGUAUCAGACAAAUGAGAAGUAUUUAAACGAUGUGCGGUACAUUCGUUUAUGGACAAAAUUUGCUUGCUACUCUGAUGACCCAGUAGAUGUGUACAAAUAUAUGUAUGAUAACAGCAUUGGUUUGGGAGUGGCCUUGCUCUAUGUUGAAUGGGCCUCAGCAGUGGAAAGAAAAGGUGACAUGAAGUCAGCAGAUCAAGUAUACAAUAAUGGCCUGAAGCAAUGUGCACAGCCAAGGGAUCUCUUGCUACAAAGACAUCAACAAUUUCAGAGUAGAGUUGCUAAAAACAUCCGUCUCCAGAUGGUGGAGAGUCGAAACCCAGGACUCAGCUUGGAUGAAAAUGAAGAGAAAAGAAUAACACUAGGUCGACUGAAGCCUAAAGGAGCAUCUCGUGGCGUGGGGGUAACCAGAACUGGAUCUGUUGUCAUUGGAUCAGCUGGAAGUCUGAAAGAUUCAAGAGCCUCAGUGUCUAAACAAUUACCUGCUAAGGGGAUUCCCAUCUUUUGUGAUAGUGAGAAUGCCUCUCAGCACCAGCCAUUGCCAACUCAUGAAUGGCAGUCCUUGCCAGUCAAACAUAUAGACAAUGUUGAAAAUGAGAAGAAACCCGGAGUCUGGUCCAAUGCCAAAGUGAAACAGAAGCCAGGUACAGUCCCAAGUGUAGCCCAGGCUUGUCCAUUUGAGAUCCAUGUGGACCAAGAAUCUCAAGAACAGGCAAUCAUAACUCCAAGAAAAACAACAAUAAUAAGCCACACACAGCCACUAAGCUGUCACAAAGCACCCAAGACAGAUGUACUAAGCAGUGUCAGGCCACAAGAAAAUAAAGAGCCUAGCAAUGAAGUUGUUAUGUAUCAGAAAGAUAAAAUCUACAAUGGUCUGUCUGAGUUUAGCUUUGAGGAGCUUAGGGCCAUCAAGUACUGGAAGGAGAAGAAGGAAAGAGAGGCAGAAGCUCGGAGACUUCAACAAGAAGAGGAGCGCAAGAAGACAGAGGAAGAUUUGCGAAAACAGUUAAAAGAAACAGAAGAACGACUGGCUAGAUUAGAAGCCAUGAUCCCAAUGAUGGCAAUUACAAGAAGCAGCUUACCAUCAGACGUCCAGGUCCAGAGUUCAAUGCAGGCCGUUGUACCAAGUCAACCUAUCGUGCAUGUACAAAGACAGCCAUCGUCUUGUGAAUCAUCCCAGAUUGCCUCAGUAAACACUUCCUCAUGCAGCAAUGCUAGUGCACAAAUACCAACAACCUCAACACCAUCAACUGAAUCCACCAACUCAGUGAGUGAUUUGUCCAACAGUAACCAAACACCAACAAAUUUAUUGUCGUCCAUCAGUCUACCCAGUGAAUCAUCAUCGCUUACAUCUUCAGACAAGAAAGAGGACAUCAAAAAAGAAAACACCAGUGUUAAAAGAACCCCCAUGUUCAACAGUCUGUCCACAUAUUCCUCACUGACUGGCAACACUUCUCUGAAAUCUUUCAAACCUUCAAUUAUGAAAUUGAAUGAAGUCGCCCAUGUAUGUCCAGCAAGCUCCAGCAAGGUCCCAGUAGGUCAAGCGCCAGGUGUUUCAUCCCAUGAACACAUCAACCAAUCCCAAGAAAGCUUUCAUUUAGCAGCUUGCAAUGACUCACUGUCCGCAUCUCUUGGCAAGACACCAGACAGUUUCUCAGUCAAGAAAAAGCACACAGCUCCAUCCCCAACAGUUUGUACAAAAGAAGCGAUGCAGUGUGUGAUGGGUAUGUUCAGUGCACCAUUCAACAAUUCUGGUCUAUCCACCAGUUUAGAAGAAAGUAAUGUGUCUGUGUUACAUUCAACACAAGGGAAUCCCUCUGUUGGAUCCAGAAGACCUCUGGAAUUCAUUGAUGAUGGUAGUAGUGCCCCUCCAGUCAAAAGGUUAAAUCUCAAAUCAGGUCUACAUUCAAUAACUGAAAAAGGCCCUCUGAUGAGUGGUGCUCAUGGUGGCUUGCAGAUAUAUUGUGACAGUGACAUAGAUAAUAGCCAGCAGAUAGACCAACAUGUACAGACCAGUGCUAGCAAAUCUUUGCAAGUGUCUGAAGAUCAGCCAAUGCUCACAGCCAGCACAAAGAAAGGUUUGCAAGUGUAUGAAGAUCAGCCAAUGCUCACAGCCAGCACAAAGAAAGGUUUACAAGUGUAUGAAGAUCAGCCAAUGCUCGCAGCUAGCACAAAGAAAGGUUUGCAAGUGUAUGAAGAUCAGCCAAUGCUCACAGCCAGCACAAAGAAAGGUUUGCAAGUGUAUGAAGAUCAGCCAAUGCUCACAGCCAGCACAAAGAAAGGUUUGCAAGUCUAUGAAGAUAAACCAAUGCUUGCGACCAGCUCAAAUAAAGGUUUGCUAGUGUAUGAAGAUAAACCAAUGCUUGCUACCAGCACAAAGAAAGGUUUGCAAGUGUAUGAAGAUAAACCAAUGCUUGCUACCAGCUCAAAUAAAGAUUUGCUAGUGUAUGAAGAUCAACCAACAAUGCCUAGUACUAAGAAAGGUUUACAAAUAUACCAAGAUCAAUCAAAGUCAAGUGCAUGCAACAGUUUACAGAUAUAUCAAGAUCAACCAAUGUCCAAUGCCCUUAGAGGUUUUCAGGUUUAUCAUGAAGGACAAAUCACAGAACAUGUCUUGGAAUCUCGGAGUGUUAUGAAGACUGUUCGGCGUGGUCUUGCAUUUGCUGGUUCUGAUGAUUUAGAAAUGGUCGAAGACGAAAGAACUCUGCAGAUAAACAAAGACUUUACAAUCAUGGGCCAAGCUGUUUCAGACGUGACUUUAGCACCACUGGAGAACUUCACUAUGCACAAUAAAAUUGCUUCCACUCCUAUAGCUGGUCCUCUUUCUCCCCUUGGUCGUGAAUUUGACUUGCCAGGUAUGACUGUGGAGUUCACGUCUUCAGCUUUGGUUCCUGUAGCAUCUCAUACCAGUGAAGGAGAACACUCUACGUCUGGCGGCAACCAUUUGAGUCCUAUCAUGGAAGGCGGAGAGUCAGGGAGCUCUGAAGAGUCAGCUCAGCAAUCCCAGGCAACAAAAAGUAGUGAAACCAUGAAAACUGAGAAACUGGCUUGCACUAGGCUGGAGUCACUUCAUGAAGAACAGAACGAGUCCAGAGAACAAAAGAAUGCUGUGCAGUCUGCCAGAGAAACAUUACAACACUUAGUGGUGCUGAGAGAUCAGGAAGAUGUUUGCCACUUACCUAUUGCUACAAAAGGAAAUAGACUUGAAAAAUCUCUACUGGAUAGCUCCUGCCACCACCACAUUGACACCACAGCCUACCUGAACACAGAGGAAACAUGUGAUGACUUAUCUAAAUCUAUAGCUCUGGACCCAAGAGAUCCUUUUGAUGAGAACACUAUCGCUCAAAUUCUAAAUCAACUUGAGCCUCCAUUGUCUUCCUACCCAAACUAUUACACCAGUAAGACAUCAAUUCCACCAUUGGCUAGAAAUUCAGUUUUUAGGAAACCAGGUACUGAUGAAGAAUUUUACAUUAGGGAAAUGAUUGGUGAAGGUGGCUAUGCUACAGUCUACCAGAUAAUAGAAAUUAAUAUGACUUUGAGUGACACACGAACACAAACACUUUCAUUAGAAGAGAGCUACAGUAAACCUGAGAUCAAAGCUUUGAAGGUUCAGUCUCCUGCCUGCUACUGGGAGUUUUAUAUCAUUUGUGAACUGAGGAAAAGGUUGACUCAACUGAAGUCUCCAAUGGAUGUUAGACCAAGUGUAAUUGAAAUCUACCAGUCUUGUUUCUUUCGAGAUGCCAGUGCUAUGAUCAUGGAUUAUAUGAAUCAAGGCUCACUGCUAGACUUGGUCAACAAAUACAAGAACGUCCCAAGUCUUCUGGCUGAGGUUGAGCCCUUUGCUGUCCUGAUGACUGUUGAGCUUCUUCACAUGUUUGAACAAAUUCACAAGUGUGAUAUCAUACAUGGAGACGUCAAGCCUGACAAUUUCCUCCUCAUGAGCCUGCCAGAUGUUAAAAGAAGUACUGAUCCCAAAGACAUUUUUGGCAACAAACUCAAAUUGCUGAAAUUGAUUGACUUUGGCCAGAGUAUUGACAUGAGGCAGUUCAAAAAGGGCACAACCUUUACUGCCAAAGUAGUCACUUCAGGCUUUCAGUGUAUAGAGAUGAGGACAGAUAGACCAUGGACUUACCAGACUGAUCUAUUUGGUUUGGCUGGCACAAUCCAUGUUGUUUUAUUUGGAUCCUACAUGAAUGUCUACCAGGAGCAUGGGGUAUGGAAAAUGACUGGUAACUUUGUCAGGAAAUGGAAUGUUGCCUUGUGGAAGAAUUUGUUUUACACACUCCUGAAUAUCCCAUCAUGCCAUCAACAACCAGAUCUGGCAGAACUCAGAAAACCUUUUGAAGAAUAUUUUAUCAGCAAGAUUGGACAGUACACAAAAUGGAGAAUAAGCUUGGAAAAAGUUUAAUUUUUUAUUUUUUUUAAAGAUUUUGAACUGCAUUUUAGAAAAAUAAAUUCCAACAGUCAUAUGCCUCACUCCAGAUACUGGAACAGGAUUGAUUGAAUGCUAGUGUGACUUACAUGCUAAUGUGAACUUAAUGCUAAUGUGAGUUAAACUAUACAUUAGUUUGUGGAAGUUCUGCCAAUCAAAUUUGUGUACCUUUGUACACAGAAUGUCAGUUGUAAAAGUAUGACUUGUUACAAACUUUGUACAACAAAUUUAUCUCCAUUUACAUUCACCUUUUUUUUUAUAUACAUUUGUGUGUGUGUUACUUCUAUAACUGACUGUAUAAUGUCCUUCAUUUACUUCCAUAACUGUACUUCUAUAACUGACUGUAUUAUGUCCUUCAUUUACUUCCAUAACUGACUGUAUUAUGUCCUUUAUUUACUUCCAUAACUGACUGUAUUAUGUCCUUUAUUUACUUCCAUAACUGACUGUAUUAUGUCCUUCAUUUACUUCCAUAACUGACUGUAUUAUGUCCUUCAUUUACUUCCAUAACUGACUGUAUUAUGUCCUUCAUUUACUUCCAUAACUGACUGUAUUAUGUCCUUCAUUUACUUCCAUAACUGACUGUAUUAUGUCCUUCAUUUACUUACAUAACUGACUGUAUUAUGUCCUUCAUUUACUUCUAUAACUGACUGUAUUAUGUCCUUCAUUUACUUCUAUAACUGAUUGUAUUAUGUCCUUCAUUUACUUCCAUAACUGAUUGUAUUAUGUCCUUCAUUUACUUCCAUAACUGACUGUAUUAUGUCCUUCAUUUACUUCUAGAACUGACUGUAUUAUGUCCUUCAUUUACUUCUAUAACUGACUGUAUUAUGUCCUUCAUUUACUUCUAUAACUGAUUGUAUUAUGUCCUUCAUUUACUUCCAUAACUGACUGUAUUAUGUCCUUCAUUUACUUCCAUAACUGACUGUAUUAUGUCCUUCAUUUACUUCUAUAACUGACUGUAUUAUGUCCUUCAUUUACUUCCAUAACUGACUGUAUUAUGUCCUUCAUUUACUUCUAUAACUGACUGUAUUAUGUCCUUAAUUUACUACCAUAAGUGACUGUAUUAUGUCCUUCAUCUGGUCAAUACAAUUUUUUCGCAAGUAUUUCUCCAUUUGUGUUUUAUAUUUAAACACUUGGUUAUAAAUCAUGUCAAUAUAUAAAUAAAAGAUUUCUUAUUUGUCAAA